AUGCAUGGACAGGAUACGCUAGACUCCUUGAGAGGAUUCCCAUCAUCUCCAGAGCUUGCUUCUAAGAGCCUGGAACCAGUAUUUGAUGAAAUUCCCUGGCCCGGCAUACCUCGUGGUCGGACUCCACUUCUCGUAUUCCUUCUCACUUCAGGUUUCAUAGAUUUUCUCAAGCCGUCUCAUAACUUUAUUCCUUCUAUCAUUGAGAAAUGCUCCGCCCUUUCGAGAUCUGAUCAUGUAUUCGAUGUUCUGGCAGCGGUUGUCGACCGCAUCCCGUGUCCCAAGUCUCUCGAAUUAAGCGACCAUGGAAUCAAGAAUCGAGAAAGCCUUUCCUCUACAAGAUCUCUGAAUGGCUAUCCCGGAAUUUCUGUGGCCGUACUGGAUUCAGAUCUUGCCACACCUGCAUUAUGGUUGGACAAACGACUCUCAACGCAAGACAACGCCGAAUCCGAUCGAGGUCUUCCCUCUCUACGAUUUCAAAUUACGGAUGAGGAAGGAUAUUCGACGUCUCUACAAUCACCUGUAGCAAACACGGUAUUUCAAAACAACAGGCCCAGUACGCUAAUUGCGCAAAGAUGGAAGCGGGAGCGAUCCGCGGAUGGAUAUUUUUCAAUUUCCCUCCUCGAACAAAAAGAUGUAGAACAUCAGACCAUUAUGAUACCUGGUAACGGGCGGCCGUUUAGUAGCAACAUUUAUUGCCCUCUGCUACCAAUUACGGAACCAAGGGUUGUCUCAGCUGUAAGUGGCAAUGUUGUUCGCCAGAUAGAAAAUGCAAACGGUGAGCCCCAGCCGGCAUCUCAAGAACUGGAAGAGGCGAUCGGCAAUAGGUCUCGGGCCGAAGCAUUCGGAAAUGGCCCAGCUGGCGUAUGGGCUAUGAUAGAGUCAUACUCUGACAGAAGUGAAGCGCGUGACAUUGGUCUGAAAAUAAGAGAGGGCGCCCAGCUUCGCAAGGUGCUUAGUGGAGGAGGAGGCUGGGGCCAGAAAAGAGGGCUAUUAGCACUCGAUCCUGACUCGGGCUAUGACGGAGUCACUCCUACAGAAUCGGAUAGUGACAGGUUAUCAGAAGGGGGCCCUUUCAUCAAUGCUGUCAAUCCAGGCGACAGCAUUACUUUUCUGACAAUGGAUCUUGAGUCAACGGCACAAACGCCAGAACCGAAGGCUUGGAAUAAUCUCCCCCAAAAGCAUGUCUCGGAUGUUUUCAAUCUGGAAGCCCAACAAAUUGACAUAGGUUGUGUGCCUUCUACAAUUGAUGACCUCAUUCUGGCAGGCGCGACCGGCCAAGGGUCCAAUACAAAUCAGCCCUCUUUUCUGAUUCAGAAAUACUUUGGCAUGCUUUCCGAGCGAGGGCUCAGCAUAAAGUAUGAUGAUCAGCCGUCGAUUGAUGCGUCUGCAAUGACAGAGUCAGAAAUUACUGGUCACAGCCGCAGUAAAGUGACCAAGCUAGACCCUCCUUACAGCUUGGUCACGUUUCGGAGAAAAGCAGUGUCUAUGAUGGAAAAGCAAGCAAACAGCUCAGCAAAACGGGGGAAAGCAGAAAUCCCUACAGUCGAAGCAGCGUCCAAUGAUGAAGACUUAAAGAUCCGCCUGAACGCUUUGGCGACAGCAUAUCGAAUUCGAAAGGCCACUGGUAAACCUAAAGAUUCCAUAUCAGAAGCAUGGUUGGAUGUUUCCACUGCCUCCGAGAAAGUUGCCAAUACCAUCCAAUACGUAAGCUCAGAACAAAAAGCUAAUGAAGGCAAACGCAAAGACGAAUCGAAGAAAGACGGUGGCAAAUCGAAAUCCUCAUCUUCCCCAAGCCAAGACACCUUGACAGUGAGAAGGUUCAUCUCUCUCUUCGCCGGGUCAGCGGAGGAACAGUCGCUUCAAAAAUUCAAAGCUGAGAAAAUUUCUCUAAGCGAUGAGGACCAGAGAGAAUUUAAACUCGCCUUGUUGCAAACGUCAUCAACUGCAGGGGCUAUGGACCAGGUCGAAAAACUUAAGAUUUCAGUGCCUGUCCGGACCCAUCUCUCGGCCUCUAAGAAGCAAAAGGAAGUCGUGAUACGAAAGCAAUUCACAGUAUUGCCCGGAGAUGAGGUCUAA
This is a messenger RNA of Bacidia gigantensis, 2076 nucleotides long. RefSeq lists its product as uncharacterized. The transcript has 3 exons. The record is from RefSeq and is a predicted model, not a curated record. Bases 1 to 2076 code for a protein of 691 amino acids. NCBI's taxonomy places the organism in Eukaryota, Fungi, Ascomycota, Lecanoromycetes, Lecanorales, Ramalinaceae.